This is a messenger RNA of Diabrotica balteata, 810 nucleotides long. Lineage: Eukaryota; Metazoa; Arthropoda; Insecta; Coleoptera; Chrysomelidae. The record is from the annotation of a GenBank genome assembly.
AUGUGUGAGUACCUGGACAUCGGGGAGGAUAUGAACGUUCCUGAUGACUUCACUCAGAAGGAAAUGCAAACUGGUAUGUGGUGGAGGCAUUUAGCUGCUGGUGGAGUUGCUGGAGCGGUAUCUAGAACUUGUACGGCGCCCUUAGAUAGACUAAAAGUAUUUCUGCAGGUAAACCCUAGCAGACAAAAAAUAGCUGAUUGUUUUAACAAUAUGCUGAAAGAAGGCGGCGUGAAAGGUUUAUGGAGAGGAAACGGAAUCAACGUGUUGAAAAUUGCCCCGGAAUCUGCUAUCAAGUUUGCGGCGUACGAGCAGGUGAAAAGACUGAUCAAAGGCGAUUCUCAGCAUGCGUUGAGCAUUUAUGAAAGAUUUUGUGCUGGUGCUCUAGCCGGUGGUAUUAGUCAGACGGCCAUUUAUCCACUAGAAGUACUCAAAACUAGAUUAGCAUUAAGAAAAACUGGCCAGUACAAGAGUAUAGCAGACGCAGCUUACAAGAUUUACAUAACCGAAGGAUCUAUGAGCUUUUAUAGGGGCUACAUUCCAAAUAUAUUAGGUAUUAUUCCAUAUGCUGGUAUCGACCUUGCCGUGUAUGAGACAUUAAAAAAGAAGUAUUUCAUGACGCAUUCGAGUAACGAACAGCCCAGUUUUUGGAUGCUUCUUGCUUGCGGUAGCGCCAGCAGCACCUUGGGUCAAAUGUGUUCCUAUCCUUUGGCGCUGGUUAGAACGAGAUUACAAGCACAAGGUAAAUAUAUACAUCUUAGUAACAUUGCUAUACCCUUUAGCAACAAUUCUCGCGGUCGCAAGUCUGUUUGA